Molecule: messenger RNA, 1717 nt
Organism: Dryobates pubescens (Downy woodpecker)
Lineage: Eukaryota; Metazoa; Chordata; Aves; Piciformes; Picidae
Gene: MTCH1
Product: mitochondrial carrier 1
Exons: 13
Coding region: 1-1266 (421 amino acids)
Biological process (GO): positive regulation of apoptotic process
Cellular component (GO): membrane; mitochondrion
Source: RefSeq, a predicted model, not a curated record
AUGAGCACAGCCCUCGGGGGAGCCGCUCACAAAGCACAGCUCCACCAGGCCAGGCUCUUCCCUGCGCCCCACGGCCUGGCUGCCUCCUGCCUGCCCCAGCGCGGCCCUCGCCCGCCUGCCCCUGCCAUGGCGCCCCCGGCCCCUCCCUUCGCCGCGGCUCCUCCGCCAUGGUUCCGCCCGCGCUCCCCCGGCGGCUCCCGCAAUGCGCCCCGGGGGCGGCGCAGGCGCAGUGGCGGCGGCGGGGCCAUGGCGGUGGCGGCGCCGCUGCCCCCGGCGACGAGAGCGCCCCCUGGCGGUGCCGCGGGGCGCCCGGAGGCGACUGGUCCAAGCCUGGGGGGAGCAGCGGCGGAGGCAGGACCGGGGGGAGAUGCCCGGGCCGAGGGCGCCGAGGGGCUGUUCGUGGUGCUUGGAGCCGGGCUCGCCGCCGCCAGCCACCCAUUGCUCUACGUCAAGCUGCUCGUCCAGGUUGGGCAUGAGCCACUACCUCCAAUUGUUGGAAGAAACGUGCUGGGGAGGAAGGUCCUGUACCUGCCUGGCUUCUUCACCUACGCCAGACACAUUGUGGAAGUGGAUGGGAAAAGAGGCCUCUUCCGUGGCCUUACUCCUCGCCUCAUCUCCAGCACUCUAUCAACCAUCACCAGGGGGAGCGUGAAGAAGACCUUCCCACUGGAGGACAUGGAGCAUGUUUCUAACAAGGAUGAUGUGAAGACCUCCCUCAGGAAAGUGGUGAAAGAGACAUCUCAUGAGAUGAUGAUGCAGUGCAUGUCCCGGGUUGUCUCACACCCACUGCAUGUGAUCUCCGUGCGCUGCAUGGUGCAGUUUGUGGGCCGGGAGGUCAAGUACAGUGGAGUGUUCAGUGCCAUCGGCAGGAUCUUUAAGGAAGAAGGCAUCCUGGGAUUCUUUGUGGGUUUAGUCCCUCACAUCCUGGGGGAUGUCAUCUUCCUCUGGUGCUGCAACCUCUUGGCUCACUUCAUCAACACCUACGCUGUGGACGACAACUUCAGCCAGGCAUCGGUGAUCCGGAGCUACACCAAGUUCGUGAUGGGGAUCGCUGUGAGCAUGCUGACGUACCCAUUCCUUCUUGUGGGAGAUCUCAUGGCGGUGAACAACUGUGGGUUGCGUGCAGGCCUCCCUCCCUACGCUCCUGUGUUCACAUCCUGGAUCCAUUGCUGGAGGUAUCUCAGUGCACAGGGGCAGCUGUUCCGUGGCUCCAGCCUGCUGUUCCGCAGGGCCCCGAUGCCAGCCGGCUGCUUCCCCUCCGACUGACCCAGCAGGGAGGGGAGAGGCCCUUGGACUCCUCCAGACAUCCUCAGCUUGUUUCAAUCUGUGUCUAUUAUUUUCUUUCCAAUCCAAAGCCCCUGGUGCCAGAACAAGACAUCUCAUCUCCAGCAAGGCCAGCAACAAGCUGGCUUCUGGACAUCUGGCUUCAGGCUCCAGCUGGACCAAAGCUCCAUCCUCAUGGCUGUCUCAACCAGGAGGUGUAGCAGAGAGAGCAGAAGGCUGUUGUCUUGUCUCUUUGGUCCAGGCUGUAGCUCUGGAGACACUGGAGAAGUCCAGGAAACCAGAAACUGCCCAGGUACUAAAGGAGCCAGCCCUGAGGGGCAGGGACAAAAGACUGCUUCGUUCUGCCCCAGCUGAGAAGCAGCAAGAGAUCUGAGGUGACCUUGCUGGGACGGCUGUGCCAGCUGGCCAGACUCCCACCUCACCUCUUUUGGAG